Molecule: messenger RNA, 4134 nt
Organism: Dendronephthya gigantea
Lineage: Eukaryota; Metazoa; Cnidaria; Anthozoa; Malacalcyonacea; Nephtheidae
Product: poly [ADP-ribose] polymerase tankyrase-1-like
Molecular function (GO): protein binding; NAD+ poly-ADP-ribosyltransferase activity
Source: RefSeq, a predicted model, not a curated record
GGGACCUAAGUUUAUUCGUGCUGUUAUUUGCUAAGAUAUUCUAUCCAGUUUUUUUAGAUCAGCUGUUGUGAAGCUCUUAUCUGCAAGUGGAAGCACGUAAGAAGAAGAAAUAAUAUUGAAAGAAUAUUAGAAAGCAGCUAUAUAAUGGCGUGUAGUAGAAGUGUUUUAGAUUCACCUUUUGGAGAGAAAGUUAGCGAUGAAAUACGAGAGAUAUUCGAAAUAUGCAAGAAUGGGGAUGUAUCUAAAGUACGAAGAUAUAUAAUGAAUGGUUUGGACCUCAAUAUAAGAGAUACAGCCGGCCGAAAAUCAUCACCGCUCCACUUCGCUGCUGGUUUUGGGAGGAAAGAAAUUGUAGAGGUUUUACUUCAUAGUGGAGCUGAUGUUCUUGCGAGGGACGAUGGUGGUCUUAUUCCCUUGCAUAAUGCAUGUUCAUUUGGCCAUGCUGAAGUUGUAAAACUGUUGUUAAAACAUGGUGCAGAUGGUAAUGCAAGAGACAACUGGAAUUUUACUCCUUUACAUGAAGCAGCAGUCAAAGGAAAAGUGGAUGUUUGCAUUGUUUUGCUGCAGCAUGGUGCUGAUCCUGGGAUAAGAAACACAGAUGGUAAAACUCCACUGGAUGUUGCAGAGUCAUCGUGCAAAUCUGUUUUAAAUGGUGAUUACAAAAAGGAUGAAUUAUUGGAAGCAUCAAGGAGUGGCAAUGAAGAAAAGUUGAUGUCGUUACUUACACCUCUCAAUGUCAACUGUCAUGCAAGUGAUGGACGCAAGUCAACUCCAUUACAUCUGGCAGCUGGAUAUAACAGAGUGAGAAUUGUUCAACUUCUUCUGCAACAUGGCUCAGAUGUUCAUGCUAAAGACAAAGGUGGUCUUGUGCCUCUCCACAAUGCUUGUUCAUAUGGACAUUUUGAAGUGACUGAACUGCUUAUUAAGCAUGGAGCUAAUGUUAAUGCAAUGGAUUUAUGGCAGUUUACUCCAAUACAUGAAGCAGCUUCUAAAUCAAGAGUGGAUGUAUGUUCUCUACUUCUGAGUCAUGGUGCUGAUCCUAGUUUGUUGAAUUGUCAUUCUAAAAGUGCUGUGGAAGUUUGUCCAUCAGAUGAUCUCCAGGAGAAAUUACAAUAUGAAUUCCGUGGCCAUAGUUUGUUAUCAGCUUGUGUUCAUUGUGAUGUUCUAAAAAUAAAGAAAAUUUUGGCUGCGGACAUUGCAAGUUUUCAACACCCAUUCUCUUUAGAUUCACCAUUGCACUAUGCUGUAGCAGCUCCAACAGCAAAACGAAAGACAAUGGUUGAGAUGUUGAUAAAGAAAGGAGGUGAUGUGAAUCUUGGAAACAGAGAUGGUAUAACAGCCUUGCAUAUUGCUGCAGAAAAAUCUCAUUUGGAUGUUCUUGAAAUACUGUUGAAGAAUGGUGCACAGGUCGACACAACAGAUAAUCUUGGUCAAACACCACUACACUGUGGUGCACAUGCUGGUCACAUACAGAGUUGUAAGAUGUUGCUAUGUGCUGGUGCUGACAUAAAUGCGCGAUCACUGCAGGCUCUUACACCAGCACAAAUUGCUCCUGAACCUCUGCAAAAAUUACUCCAAGGCACAAGAGAAGAAGAAGUACAAGAGACCAGCGGUGAUAGAGAUGACACAAGGAAACUACUAGAAGCAGCCAAGACUGGUGAUCUAGAAACUGUAAAACAAUGUUGUAACACCAAGACUGUCAAUUGUCGUGAUCUUGAUGGUAGACACUCUACUCCCUUACAUUUUGCAGCUGGUUAUAACCGAGUGUCUGUCGUACAUUUUCUUCUGGAAAAUGGUGCUGAUGUUCAUGCAAAAGAUAAAGGUGGUUUGGUACCUUUACAUAAUGCAUGCUCUUAUGGACAUUACGAAGUCGCUAAUUUACUUGUCAAGCAUGGUGCUAACGUGAACGUGGCUGAUCUGUGGAAAUACACGCCACUUCACGAGGCUGCCACGAAAGGAAAACUUGAGAUCUGUAAACUUCUAUUACGGCACGGAGCUGAUCCCUCGAAACGUAAUCGCGACGGCCAGACUCCUUUGGACUUGGUUAAAGAUGAGGAUAGCGAUGUCUCAGAUUUAUUGAGAGGCGAUGCUGCACUCCUGGAUGCUGCUAAGAAGGGAAUUUUAGCUAAAGUUGUAAAGUUAGCCAUUUCUAGUAACAUCAACUGCCGUGAUAGUCAAGGACGAAUCACACCUUUGCAUCUUGCUGCUGGUUAUAAUCAUCUUGAGGUGGCCGAGUAUUUGCUGGAGACUGGAGCUGAUGUGAAUGCUCAAGAUAAAGGUGGUCUGAUACCACUACAUAAUGCCUCAUCUUACGGGCACUUGGAUAUCGCGGCGUUACUGAUCAAGUUCAAGGCAGAUAUUAACGCAACUGAUCGCUGGCAUUUCACACCACUACAUGAAGCUGCGCAGAAAGGAAGGACGCAGCUUUGUGCUUUAUUGCUGGCGCAUGGUGGUGAUCCGUCUAUGAGAAAUUUGGAGGGAGAGACACCGUUGGACCUCGCUACAGCUGAAGACGUGAAGGCGUUGUUAAGCGAUGCAAUGGUGCAUUGUACAAAUAAACCUGCCGCCGUAAAUAAAUCAGCUCAAGCGAGUGUGAAAGCAGAGAGCGGAGCAUCGCCAUUAUCUACAGCUAACUCAAUACUUCUCGCAAGCAACUUACCCGGCUCAGGUGACGGAGCGUCGACCGAAAGACCAGUUAUGGAGUUACCAGCAGUUCAUCCUGGUCUUGACGUGGAUAUUGGACAGUUUUUGAAUAGUUUACAACUUUCACAUCUCAAUGAAAUAUUCGAACAAGAACAGAUAACCUGGGAUGUUCUUCUUGACAUGGGACACGAGGAACUGAAAGAAAUUGGAAUAAACGCUUAUGGACAUCGACAUAAAAUACUUAAAUCCGUAAAAGAAAGGAUAACAAACAUGGGAUUAGGUAAUGGUCCAUUUACAGCGUUAUCAGCCACAAAUCAUGGCACAAUACUGCAAGAAUUAUGCGGAACAGAUAAAGAUUUUAUAUCCGUAUCUGAAGAGAUGCAAAGUACAAUACGAGAACAUCGAGAUCAUGGUCAAGCAGGAGGGAUAUUUAACUCGUACAAUAUUAUCAAGAUUGAACGAGUGAUCAAUAAGAAAAUGUGGGAAAGAUAUUGUUAUCGCAGACAAGAGGUUGCCGAGUCCAAUCAUAAUCACGCAAAUGAAAGAAUGCUUUUCCAUGGUUCGCCGUUUGUCAAUUCAAUCGUUCAAAAAGGAUUUGAUGAACGUCAUGCUUACAUCGGUGGCAUGUUUGGAGCAGGUAUCUAUUUUGCCGAGAAUUCAUCGAAAAGUAAUCAAUAUGUUUAUGGAAUCAACGGAGGAAGUGGUUGUCCAGCUCAUAAAGAUCGUUCAUGUUACGAUUGCUCCAGACAAAUGUUACUUUGUCGUACAGCACUUGGCAAACCAUUUUAUCAGUUCUCUGCGAUUAAAGUCGCUCAUUCUCCCCCAGGACAUCACUCGGUCAUUGGCAGACCAAGUGCAGGGGGGUUGUCUUUUGCAGAGUAUGUUGUUUAUAGAGGCGAACAGGCGUACCCUGAAUAUCUUAUUGAAUAUAAGAUAAUAAAACCAGAGACACGAGACAGUGAUUCUUGGCUGUCGUCUUCAUCAUCAUCGUAGCAGGUACUAAGUUUUUUACUGGGAGAUAUUGUACUUGGCUGGAGCUGGUAUAGUUGAAGCAAUGUAGUCCCCGACCAUUUUCAAUAAACCAAUGAUGUGAGUGGAAUUAAUGAACAUUUUAUGACCUGGUUGUACAUGAAUAAUUGAAGACUUGCUGAAAGAUUUUAAGACGAUAUUUCCGUCUUGAGACAUUCUGAAUACAGCAGAAUUAAACUAGGGUGUGCGCGAUGGCUACCAUGCUCAAUCUGAAUAGUAAUUGUAUUCGCUAGCGUCAUUCAAAUAGUAUGCGAGUUCUUUGAGCACUAUGGAACACUAGACGUUCAACCAUAGCGAUCUUUUAUGACUGUCUCAAUAAAUGAAGGCUAAUCAACUGUAUAUACAAUUGAACACUAGAGAUAUUGGAGUGUAUUUAGAAAGAAUAUCAGGCAAUAUUUGGUAGUGAUGUAAAUAUUAAGAUGAGGGUGAAAAGACGAAAUUAUAAAAACAAUAUAAAUAUAU